Molecule: messenger RNA, 916 nt
Organism: Planococcus citri (citrus mealybug)
Lineage: Eukaryota; Metazoa; Arthropoda; Insecta; Hemiptera; Pseudococcidae
Exons: 2
Coding region: 187-891 (234 amino acids)
Source: RefSeq, a predicted model, not a curated record
GGGACUUCGGUGCAGUUGGAAUAUUUUCAAAAAAAGUCAAAUGAACCUGCUGAUUUGGUCGCAAGAUUUCAACGCGUUUUGAACUUCCAUGCAUCAGGUCACAAUGAUUUCCCUCAAUUCCAUGGAAUUUAUAAUCUUUGCAUCGAUACAUCAAAUGGAAAAACUGUUUGGACAAAACACGAAAUCAUGACCCCUAAAAUGUUCACUGAUGACGAAGAAAAAUUAAAACGAGAAUCGGAAGGAGAUACAGACAUCAGUACGGAUCCGAUACGAUUUGAAGCUGAUACUUUUAUCGCUUUUAAACAGAAAUUCCACGCACAAAAUGAGGAAUCAUACAAAAUGACCGAAAAUUUCAUGGUACCCAGAGAACACGUGGCACUGAAAGUAUGGAGAAAUGCUGUAAAUCAUUUCAUCAAUGUAGCUCCUUUAUGGGACAACCUAAAAAAGUUGAUGAUCACUGUUGAUCAAGCGAUUAAAAAAAUAGCCCAACAAUUGGACACAAUUGGUCAGCAAUUGACUGUUUACAAUAAAGCCAUUGAUUCCAAAGAGGUGGAUGACACAUUAAUUCAAGUUAACGGUCAAUUUUCCAGCACCGUGUGGUAUAAAUUUCUGUACGAAUAUAAAAGUCACACAGCAGCGUUUAUAGUUUUACACAAUACACCAAACUCGCCACCAGAAGUGAAAGCAUGCGAAACAGAAAUGAUCUGUGAUGUGAAGAAAUGGCGUGAAAAAAAUAAUGACGAUGAUGCAGAUGAAGACAUCUCCGCAGAGAUUUUUAAAUACGUAUAUUGUUGCAAUCCAAGUUCUGAAGAAGUUGAGAAAAUAUUUCAUCAGUCGUAUGAGAUAAAAGGACCCUUAAAUCUCGAUGAAUUUUUUAACAAGCCGAGUUAGUUAAUCUAGGAGAGAAUGACACAAA